Topomyia yanbarensis is the source of this 1699-nucleotide messenger RNA. It is a transcript of the gene Scsalpha1, whose product is annotated as succinate--CoA ligase [ADP/GDP-forming] subunit alpha, mitochondrial. Bases 199 to 1245 code for a protein of 348 amino acids. Gene Ontology annotation, biological process: tricarboxylic acid cycle. Gene Ontology annotation, molecular function: succinate-CoA ligase (ADP-forming) activity; succinate-CoA ligase (GDP-forming) activity. The record is from RefSeq and is a predicted model, not a curated record. Lineage: Eukaryota; Metazoa; Arthropoda; Insecta; Diptera; Culicidae. Gene Ontology annotation, cellular component: succinate-CoA ligase complex (ADP-forming); mitochondrion. The transcript is spliced from 3 exons.
CGAUUCAGUUUGGAAUCAGUCAGUCUGCAUUCUCUGCCACGGUUAUCGAGAGAACAGACGACCACUAUCAAUCUUCCCGUAAUUUGAAAGAAUCUUCUUGUGCCGUGUUCAAGAAGUGUUAUCUCUACGAUAGCUACUGUAGUGUUAACUUGUUAGUUCGAAUCUGCGUCUAGUGGGUUAAGUAAGAAUCUGUUCAUAAUGGCCGCAAGUGCAAGGUUAUUCUCUCAAAUUAAAAAUGGUUUCGUUACGGGCGUUCGGUUUGUAAGCUACGAGUCGACUCGUAAAAACUUGCAAUUGAACGGAAAUUCUAAAGUUAUCUGCCAAGGGUUUACCGGUAAGCAAGGUACCUUUCAUUCCCAGCAAGCUCUUGAAUAUGGAACCAAACUGGUUGGAGGAGUCUCCCCUGGCAAGGGUGGCCGUAUGCAUUUAGAUCUGCCAGUGUUCAACUCGGUGAAAGAGGCGAAAGCAGCCACCGGCGCGGAAGCUACGGUGAUAUACGUUCCGCCACCCGGUGCAGCGAAAGCCAUAAUGGAGGCAAUUGAAGCGGAAAUGCCACUAAUUGUUUGCAUUACGGAGGGAGUUCCGCAACAUGAUAUGGUCAAGGUGAAACACGCCCUGUUGGCCCAAAACAAAUCACGCUUGGUGGGACCGAAUUGCCCAGGAAUCAUCGCCCCAGAGCAAUGCAAAAUUGGCAUUAUGCCCGGACAUAUUCACAAGCGUGGAAAAAUUGGCGUUGUUUCUCGAUCCGGAACGCUUACUUACGAAGCUGUACACCAAACAACUGAAGUUGGACUCGGUCAGACCCUUUGCGUAGGCAUCGGAGGAGAUCCGUUUAAUGGUACAGAUUUUAUCGACUGUUUGGAAGUCUUCUUGAAGGAUAAGGAUACCAAAGGUAUCAUUCUGAUCGGUGAAAUCGGUGGUGUAGCCGAGGAGAAUGCUGCUGAUUACCUAAUGCAAUACAAUCAGGUAUUUUCGAUUUGUGAACAAGAAAAUUGGUUCGAAAAAUUAUUUUCCUUUUCUCCGGUACAGGGAAUCAAAGCUAAACCAGUAGUUUCGUUCAUUGCUGGUUUAUCUGCUCCACCUGGUCGUCGCAUGGGUCACGCCGGUGCUAUCAUUUCUGGAGGUAAGGGUGGUGCCCAGGACAAGAUUAACGCGUUAGAGAAAGCUGGCGUUAUUGUGACAAGAAGCCCCGCUCAAAUGGGCAAAGAGUUGUUCAAGGAAAUGAAGAGAUUGGAACUUGUUUAAAUAAAUGACUUCCAAAAAGGGGAACUCGCAUCUAGAUAGUUCGUUUCUUAAUUUGUUUUUACCCGAACCAUUAAAAAUAUCGAAGCUUCGUCUUUUUUCAAUAAAACUAGCUGUUCAUCUUAUAGAUGUUUCCAAAAACCAUGAUUGCAUCCCCAUUUGAUUUUUGUCAAAAAAGAAAGCAGCUUUCAAUGUUACCAAUAAAAAUAACUACUUUUGAGAAAUAAUUGCGGCACAGUACCAAGAGACAGGUCUAGUCUUUUUUAAGAUCUAAAACCGUAAAACGGAGAGCACAGAUAUAAUAGUUUUAUUUUUCAAUAUCAAUGUGGAAUACACUGCGUAGACCUAUGAAACGUAUUGGUGUGAUAUCAAUGGGAUGUUUGAAUUUACUUAAUAUUUUUGGGAGUGUUACAGCCAUGUUGAUGUAAUAAAAUAAUUGUUUAAUAGUGGUAGUUAA